Messenger RNA from Mya arenaria, 888 nucleotides. RefSeq lists its product as uncharacterized. The record is from RefSeq and is a predicted model, not a curated record. The transcript is spliced from 3 exons. Lineage: Eukaryota; Metazoa; Mollusca; Bivalvia; Myida; Myidae. The coding region runs from base 35 to 850 and encodes 271 amino acids.
UUAUUUAUCGUUCCUUAUUGUACGUCCAGGGAUCAUGGUGUUGAAGAAUGCUGUGUGCAUGUGGCUAGUCUGUAUGGUCGUGGAGGGCUCGGAAAAGAGGGGUGUCGCCCUAACCAGGACAACAUUUCUUUGUGACGAUUUUAAGCAUCUGAACGUGUCAUGGUGGUAUGAUUGGCAAAUGGAUCUAUCCUACUUCCACGAGCAUACGUCCUGCACGGACGUCCAGAUAAUGGCCGACAAGUUUGUGCCCAUGGUCUGGGGCGGCCACCGCCAUAUCAACCUAACGUCCACCGCGCCGGCCGUUCUCGGCUUCAAUGAGCCAAACUUCCACUCUCAGGCUAACCUUACACCGGCGGAGGCGGUGGCCGAGUGGGCGAAGCUUGAGAGUCGCUCUCACGGACGGCCGCUCGUUAGUCCAGCUGCCUCAUCUUGUCACACGACGUCAAAGUGUUACGGCGACACAACCGAGUGGUUCGAUGAGUUUUUCCGGCUAUGCAAAGAUUGCCGCGUGGACUACAUCGCGACACAUGCGUAUCAUUGUCAUGGGGCGACAACGAUGGCGUACCUCGAGCGGUUGUGGCAGCGCUAUCACCGGAAGAUCUGGCUGACGGAGUUCUCCUGCCCCGGAACGGACGACCACAACAAGCAACUACAGUACAUGCAGGAACUACUGCCGCUCCUCGAGGCCGCGGACUACGUGUACAGGUACGCCUGGUACAAAGGCCGGAAGUUGGAUGCUGGUCACGUGCACCAGUCCACCAGCCUCUUGCACUCACAUACGUCCGGUCUGACGUCACUCGGACAGUAUUACGUCAACUUUGAGCUGCACGGCGCGCCAAUAGUAGGCUGAGAUCCAUUGUGUAGAAAAGUAAUAAAUAUAAUAUGAAG